Messenger RNA from Dovyalis caffra, 1572 nucleotides. Lineage: Eukaryota; Viridiplantae; Streptophyta; Magnoliopsida; Malpighiales; Salicaceae. The record is from the annotation of a GenBank genome assembly.
AUGGCUCCGAUCAAAAUGAAGCAAUCGUCAAAUCACACGGCGCAAACCCUAACAUCUGCUACUUCAUCACAAGAAGCGCGUCUUCUUGUCCGUGAAACGCUGCGCAUAAGCGCUAACUUGGCUUCCUCUCCUGCUCCUGCUGCCAAUCCACACUCGCUCGCUCAAUCUUCCUCUCCGUCGGUUGAUCAUACUAGAAGAUUGGGUCUUGUCGAAGACGAAUUCGUCCAUUCCAGUUUGAGGUUGAUUUGUUGUGAGGAAAUUGAUGGCCGGAGAUGGAAGUAUGUUGCUGAGACAGACGGCUCUGGACUGUUCAAGAAGAAUUCUAUUCGUGCUGUGGGCUUGCAGUCUCCGCAAGCUCCCGUUGAGGAAUUGAUGACAUUCAUUAGAUCCUAUGUAGUUCCCGAAGGUUUCCCUGAUAGUGUUAUUCCGUCUUAUGUGCCAUACAUGACUUGGAGAGCUUUGAAGCAUUUCUUUGGCGGAGCCAUGGGUGUUUUCACAACGAAAACCCUUUUGAGUUCAGUUGGAGCCUCUAAGAGCCAAGCUAUUCCGGGGGCUGUUGCUAUCAAUUGGAUUCUCAAGGAUGGUGCCGGUCGUGUUGGAAAAAUGCUUUUUGCACGGCAAGGAAAGAAAUUUGAUAAUGAUCUAAAACAGCUGCGAUUUGCGGGAGACCUUCUCAUGGAAUUGGGUGCUGGGGUGGAGUUGGCAACUGCAGCAGUCCCACACCUUUUUCUUCCUUUGGCUUGUGCUGCUAAUGUGGCAAAGAAUGUUGCUGCUGUAACUUCAACAUCAACUCGUACACCAAUUUACAAAGCCUUUGCCAAAGGAGAAAACAUAGGGGAUGUCACUGCCAAGGGAGAAUGUGUUGGCAAUGUGGCGGAUUUGUAUUUGUCUCACCUGGAUGUUAAUUUAUGGGAACUUGUGCCUUUGGAAGCUGGGAACUGGGCUGAGCAUACUGAUCUCAAAAAGAAAUCCAUCCCUGGUUACUACAUUUGCGUUACUUUCAUGUGGGUAUGUCCUCAGCUCUUACCAAGAGGGCGAGUUCCCUCAUUGCAUGAGGGGAAUGUGAAGGAAGAUAUAUUCAAUUUUCCGUGGUUGAAAGAGAGGUCUAUCUCUCUAGGACCAAGGUUUAAAGAUGCGUUUCAAGAUCCAAGAGCAUAUCUUGCCAUUGAGCCUCUCUUCGAGAGGGAGAGAUAUAUAGUGACGUACAAUCCAUCAAAGGAUAAAGUGUAUGCAUUGCUCAAGGAUCAGGCGAAGUCAGAUGACGUUAUAAAAGCAGCAUUCCACGCCCACGUGCUUAUGCAUUUCAUACAUUCAUCAAACAACAGUGGCUCUUCACACGAAAAGCAGCGGGGAUAUGGUCAUUCAAACUAUAUUCUCUCAGCUGCUGAUCUUGAGUCUCAUAUCGCUGAGUCAUGCAAGAUGGUCUCCACCUUGUAUGGUCCUUUCAAGAGUAAAGCUGCAGAACAGGUGCUCACGUCUAAAGUGUUCAGACGACAUCGGAUACUCCGGAAAGGUCAAUCACCAAACCGUGGAAACGAUGCACUUAACCAAGAGCCAAACAAUAGAUGGUAG